Messenger RNA from Merops nubicus (carmine bee-eater), 351 nucleotides. RefSeq names its product CD59 molecule, complement regulatory protein (gene CD59). The record is from RefSeq and is a predicted model, not a curated record. NCBI's taxonomy places the organism in Eukaryota, Metazoa, Chordata, Aves, Coraciiformes, Meropidae. The transcript has 3 exons. Bases 1 to 351 code for a protein of 116 amino acids.
AUGAACUGCAUCCUGUUAACCACCUGCCUGGUGCUGCUGGCUUUUUGUAGUUCUGGUUAUGCCCUAAGGUGUUACCACUGUGAGAACAGCCCUUCCUUGUGCAAGACCAACAGUACUUGCUUACCGAUUGAAGAUACUUGCCUGCAGAUGAAAUUUGGUAAAUUGAGAACUUCCUCCUGCUGGAAGACGUCCCAGUGCACUGUGAAUGACAUUGCUGAGUUCUUCCAGCUGGAUAAUUUUGAUUUCUUCUGCUGCCAGCACGACCUGUGCAAUGACAGCACAAUGACCAGGGUUAACCAAGCAGCCUUCAGUAUUGCCUCUGUGGUGACCAUGUUCUGGAUGCUUCUGUAA